AUGACUCACAAUGAGAAGCCCCCGAUGCUAGAAAGUGAGGCGUUUUUCGAUUGGAAGGUUCAAAUGUAUCUAUAUUUGAUUACCAUUGAUGAUGAAAUGGUGACCAUUCUUAACGAAGGUCCGAUAAAGAUUGAGAAGGAGAAAGGUGAAUGGACAGCCGAAGAUAUGCGAAGGAACAACAUAGACAACCAUUGCAGAAGACAUAUCUUCAAAUCUCUAGACAGAAACACUUUCGGAAAAGUCAGAGAUUGUACGACUACAAAGGAAGCAUGGGAAAUGAAAUUUGAGAACAUUAAAAUGAAACCGGGUGAAACCAUGAAUGAAUUCAGUGAUCGAUUCACAAAUGUGGUAAAUGAGUUGUCUACCCUUGAAAAGAAGUAUAACAACAAAGAAAUUAUUGUCAAAGCAUUGAGGUCUCUUCCUAGUACUUGGGAUAUAAAAACAAUGGUGAUGCGAGAAUCUAACAGUCUCGGGCAAAUGAAACUGCAUGAUGUGUUUGAGGACUUGAACGCAUACGAGUUUGAGAUUAGAUCUCGGAUCGAAGAUGAAUCCUCAACGUCAAACGCAACCAUAGAUCUAGUGACAUUUGUAGAGCCAACCGUUCCGGCACCAAUCAAAAUCGCUAAACAGUUUACCGAAGAUGCGAUGACCAUGCUUGCAAGAAAAUUCGAAAGAUUCAUAAAGAAGAGUCAACCAUCAAAUAACAACAACUACAACUAUAACUAUGGUCAUUAUAGGUCGGAGUGCAGAAGACCAAGGAGAGACGACCGAAGGCCAGAUGAUCGUAGACCGGAUGAUAACAACCAGAUAGGUGAAUAUCAACAAUCCGGUGAAGACAAAGAAAUUCAGAAGGCAUUACUAGCCGAUGAUGGUGGAAGCUAUUGGGCUUAUUCCGACACGGAGAACAAUGACAACAAAUUUCCUUAUCUCAUGGCUAAGGAGGAAGAGGUAUUUGAUUUCUCUUUUGAAGAGUUCAUUAAGGAAGAUUUGGUCACUACUCUGAAUGACAUGGUCAUUGAAUUCAAGAACCUGUCUGCCCUUGUACCUACCCGGCUGAAUGUCCAUACCGAUCAACCGAGUAACUUCCAAACCGGUGAAUCAAUUGGAACCAAGACCGAUGAACCGGUUGAACUAUCCUAUGAGAAUGAGAAGCUCAAAGAGACGGUUCAAUCGCUAACCGAAGAAAAUUAA
Messenger RNA from Impatiens glandulifera, 1191 nucleotides. RefSeq lists its product as uncharacterized. NCBI's taxonomy places the organism in Eukaryota, Viridiplantae, Streptophyta, Magnoliopsida, Ericales, Balsaminaceae. The record is from RefSeq and is a predicted model, not a curated record. The transcript has 3 exons. Bases 1 to 1191 code for a protein of 396 amino acids.